This is a messenger RNA of Astrephomene gubernaculifera, 3249 nucleotides long. NCBI's taxonomy places the organism in Eukaryota, Viridiplantae, Chlorophyta, Chlorophyceae, Chlamydomonadales, Astrephomenaceae. The record is from the annotation of a GenBank genome assembly.
CACGCGAUCACUUAUAUAGUGCAAAGCGACACUUUACAACUGAAAACUUGUGCCCUAGCCCUACUGCCGCUGCUCAGACUACUACUGUGCGCAUUGUGCAAGUUAACUAGCCACGAUGUCUUUCGCCACGCGGCCUGAAGCUUUGGCCACAAAGGCUGGUCGCCGUGCUUUCGCGCGCAACACGGAGGCUCUGCGCUCGCAGCUGCUGGGCGUACCCAAGCGCCCUAGCCGUGUUACCGCAAAGUUCUCUGCCAAGCAGCUCUCAGACAACCUUGCAUCGGAGCUGGUAGCUAAGCUGCCAAAGGCUGCGCUCGCCUCCCUGCUUUCGCUCUCCACCGCUGGCGUGGCCUCAGCUGCAGACUACUACGCGCCCCCAACGGACAGCAACACCACAACCACCGUUACCCAGGCGCCGCAGUCUAUUCAGUUCUCGUCUUCCGCUCCUCUGGUUGCGCCCGAGGUUCGCUCGGAGUACCAGCUGCCCGAGGGCAACCAGUGGCGCUAUUCUGAAUUUGUCAAUGCCGUAGAGGCCGGCAAGGUGGAGCGCGUGCGUUUCUCCAAGGACGGUUCGCAGCUGCAGCUCACCGCUGUGGAUGGCCGCCGUGCCACCGUUGUCCUGCCAAACGACCCUGAGCUCGUUGACAUCCUUGCAAAGAAUGGCGUUGACAUUUCCGUUUCGGAGGGCGAUCAGCAGGGCAACUACGUUGCGUUGCUGGGCAACAUCCUGUUCCCUCUCAUCGCCUUCGGAGGCCUCUUCUUCCUCUUCCGCCGAAGCCAGAACGGCGGUUCGGGCGGGCCCAUGGGCCCGAUGGGCGGUGCCAUGGACUUUGGUCGCUCGAAGAGCAAGUUCCAGGAGGUCCCGGAAACUGGCGUUGUGUUUGACGAUGUCGCGGGUUGCGACGGCGCAAAGCUGGAGCUGCAGGAGGUGGUGGACUUCCUGAAGAACCCGGACAAGUACACCGCACUGGGCGCAAAGAUCCCCAAGGGAUGCCUGCUGGUUGGUCCCCCCGGCACCGGCAAGACGCUGCUUGCCAAGGCGGUGGCGGGUGAGGCUGGGGUGCCCUUCUUCUCCUGCGCCGCCUCGGAGUUCGUGGAGGUGUUUGUGGGAGUGGGCGCCUCGCGCGUGAGGGAUCUGUUUGAGAAGGCCAAGUCCAAGGCCCCGUGCAUCAUCUUCAUCGAUGAGAUCGACGCCGUGGGUCGCCAGCGCGGUGCCGGCAUGGGUGGCGGCAACGACGAGCGCGAGCAAACCAUCAACCAACUGCUAACGGAAAUGGACGGCUUCGAGGGCAACACGGGGGUGAUUGUGCUGGCCGCCACCAACCGCCCCGACGUGCUGGACCAGGCGCUGCUGCGGCCGGGGCGCUUCGACCGCCAGGUUACCGUGGACCGGCCUGACGUGCAGGGCCGUGUGGCCAUCCUGAAGGUUCACAGUCGCGGCAAGGCGCUGGGCAAGGAUGUGGAUCUGGAGAAGAUCGCUCGGCGCACGCCGGGGUUCACAGGCGCGGACCUGCAGAACCUGAUGAACGAGGCCGCCAUCCUGGCCGCCCGCCGCAACCUGCAGGAGAUCAGCAAGGAGGAGAUCGCGGACGCGCUGGAGCGCAUCAUCGCGGGGCCGGAGAAGAAGGGGGCGGUCAUGAGCGAGAAGAAGCGGCGGCUGGUGGCGUACCAUGAGGCGGGUCAUGCUAUCGUGGGCGCCCUCAUGCCCGAGUACGACCCCGUCACCAAGAUCUCCAUCGUGCCGCGUGGUGCCGCGGGCGGCCUCACCUUCUUCGCUCCCUCGGAGGAGCGGCUGGAGAGCGGUCUGUACUCGCGCACCUACCUGGAGAACCAGAUGGCGGUGGCGCUGGGCGGGCGCAUUGCGGAGGAGCUGAUCUUUGGGGAGGACGACAUUACCACGGGCGCCUCGGGUGACUUCCAGCAGGUCAGCCGCAUCGCGCGCCUGAUGGUGACCCAGCUGGGGUUGUCCAAGCAGCUGGGGCAGGUGGCCUGGUCCAGCAGCGGGGGAGCGCAGUUCCUGGGGGCGCAGGCGGCGCAACCCGCGGACUUCUCUCAGGCCACCGCGGAUGAGAUCGACAACGAGGUGAAGCAGCUGGUGGAGCGGGCCUACCGUCGCGCCAAGGACCUGCUGGUGUCCAACAUUGACAUCCUGCACAAGGUGGCGGCGGUGCUGAUUGAGAAGGAAAACAUCGACGGCGACGAGUUCCAACAGAUUGUGCUGGCCAGCGCGGCUCGGCAGUACACCAAGACGGAUGCACCAGGGGUGAGCAUCCCCUACCAGGCGACGGCGUGAGCUGAUAAGCAGGGAGGGAGGGAGAGGAGCAGGGAAAGUACAUGAGGGAAAGGGACGAGAAAAGAGGAAGAAGGGGGGGUAACGCCUGAGCGAAAGGGGUGAGGACGGAGAGUGGGAUAUGGAGCGGCGUCGUUGUUGAGGGGUCGUCGUCGUGCGAGGAUUUUGAGGAGUUGAGAGGAAGAAGAAAGACAAGAGGUGAGGGCAGUGGAAGUUGGAGGGUGAGGAGAAGGUGAUAAGGGAGAAGGCUGCAUCCCCGAAGAGAAAAAAAGACGGAAAAGCCUGUAGUAAGAGCUGCUUAGCGUGUGUUGUGUACUUGUGUUGUUGGUGUGUGCAGGCGUGUACCAUUCGCGUGUGUGCUUGCUUUCGUUUCUCCUUUCAUUCCGCGGCACGUCCUGGAGGACGUGAGGAGUAGCGGCAGCGGUUUGCUCUGUAAGGAACGAUUCUCGUUGUUAGAGAGGGGCCGAGAUGGAUGGUAACGCGAGCCAAGUGUUGUGGUAUUUAGCCCCCGUGUGGCAUGAUGGCACCUACCCGUUAAAUCCCCCCGCACGUACGGCUCGUGUUACAUCUCUCCCAUGUAUUGUACUAUCAUGACCCAUAUAUCUUUAUUGCAACAGCUACAAGGCGUUUGAACUGUCGUUGCUCUUGAGACAGCAUAUACGUUGUCUGCGGUUUGUUUGUUGGUUGAAAGCCGCAACAUGCUUUAAAUGUGUGGGAGAAAUGUCGUGCGUAGCUAAGCUCAUUUUGCAUGGAUGUGAAGGGCUUUCACUUGCGAGUGAUGUGCGGCGCCGGAUUUGUACGGUUGGAUGGAAGGCUGACACAGACAGGUAUGAAGGUUGAAUAGAAGACAUGUUCAUAUGCUACAACAAGAUACUCUGCAGGCAUACAGUGCAGUGCAAUUUAACACAUCUGCAUGCACGCAUAUACACAACAGCAUGCGAUGUAAGGGCAGUUGGGUGCCA